Rhincodon typus (whale shark) is the source of this 2287-nucleotide messenger RNA. RefSeq names its product peroxisomal acyl-coenzyme A oxidase 3-like. The coding region runs from base 288 to 800 and encodes 170 amino acids. Gene Ontology annotation, cellular component: peroxisome. Gene Ontology annotation, molecular function: FAD binding; pristanoyl-CoA oxidase activity; fatty acid binding. Gene Ontology annotation, biological process: lipid homeostasis; fatty acid beta-oxidation using acyl-CoA oxidase. The transcript has 7 exons. The record is from RefSeq and is a predicted model, not a curated record. Lineage: Eukaryota; Metazoa; Chordata; Chondrichthyes; Orectolobiformes; Rhincodontidae.
UGAAUCGUCUCGGGGACGUUAGAAAUGACAAUGAUCCUAACUGUACAUAUGAAGGUGACAAUAAUGUCCUACUGCAACAAACUAGCAACUACCUUCUCGGAUGGAUAAAAGCAAAACAUCAAGAUCAUGUAACUAUCAAGUCCCCAUUGCAAUCAGUUGAUUUUCUGGAAGAUUUGAAUUCUAUUCUUAACCAAGAAUUUACAGCAACUGAUGAUGAAUGUCUGGAUUGUUCAGUUGCUUUGGCUGCAUACAGAUGGUUAGUUUGCCACUUGUUGCGUGAGAGCUGCAUGAAGCUGGAUAAUGAGAAAAAUUCGGGCAAAUCAGACUUUGAAUGCAGAAACAACAGUCAGGUGUAUUAUAGCAGAUCUUCAGCAAUUGUCUUCAUUGAGUACAACGUGUUGCGAAGAUUUCAUGAUUUUAUUCAUAGUUCUGACACACCGAUCAACUUACAACCUGUGUUAGAGCGUCUCUGUUCCCUGUAUGGUCUGUGGACUCUUAAUAAACAUGCAGCAGUGUUGUACCAAGGGGGGUAUUUCACCGGUGACCAACCUGGAAGAAGAUUGCAAAAUGCCAUUCUAAAUCUCUGUGCACAGCUGAAGGAUGAUGCAGUGGCUCUAGUGGAUGUCCUUGCUCCUCCUGACUUUAUUUUGAAUUCACCAAUUGGGAAAGCUGAUGGAGAGAUUUAUAAAAACCUGUGGGCAGCAGUUCUUCAGGGCAAGAACGUACUUGAGAGACCAGCGUGGUGGGUUGAAUUUUGUGCCAACAAGCCUUCUAUUGGAAGCAUGAAGUCAAAGCUCUAAUUAACCAUCCAUUUAGAUACACAUUUAUAUAGCAAAUUGAUGUAAACUAAGGUAUAUGGAAGGAUGAAUCAGCUGUCAUUUCUAGUCCAUGUUGGUCAGGAUUGUUCAAUAUCAUUAGACUGUAAUUAAUGCUUACUCUUUCACCAAGGUUUACAUGAAUGAUUAAACUGAGUCCCAAGAAUAAAUUUAGCAAUGCAUGUUCCAAACAAGAAAAAAAAUGAAAAACUUGUGGUAAAAAUUAAAAGAAGUUUACCUCCUGAUAUAGACUGAAAGGAAAAUAAAAAUGAGCAUUUUCUAUAACCCAUUUCUCACUAGCCGUCCCCAGAAUGUUUUACAGCCAAUGGAGUACAUAUUCCCACUGUUACGAUAUGAAAAAUAUGUCAGACAAUUUCUGCAAAGCAAACUCCCACAAACAGCAAUUUAUUUAAACCCAUAUAAUUUUUUUGAGUGAGAUAUCAAAGAUAAAUGUUUUUGGGUAGAACACUGAUAUAACUCCCCUUCGCUUCAAAAUAGUGUCAUGCGAUUUUUUAUGUCCACUUGAAAGGGUAAAUAGUGCCUUCUAAGAGAUGGCACCUCCAAAGGUGCAACAGUCUCUCAACAGUUAUGAAACUUUAAGUGCUGUAAUUUAAAAAUCAAAAGUAUUAUCCUAUUUAAAUGUUUCUAAGCUUUCAUUUGGCUCACUUGGUAAAAGUCUGACCUAAGUUAGAUUGCAGAUUCAAACCCCACCUCAGAAUUUCCACAUAUUGCUUAGGCUGAUAUUUCAAUAUUUUCCUAAACAGUAGCUAUGUUAUUAGAGAUGUCAUCAUUCAGUUGAGAUGUGAAAUCCACGACCUAUGCACAUGUUAAUUCAGGUUUAAAGAAUCCUAUGGCAAUACAUGAAGAAGAUUGAGAUAACAGAUAGUUGCCUGCAUAACAAUAACUAAACACCAAAACUAAACAAUUUCUUAACUAUGAAGCAUUGUAGGACGUUGUGUGAAAUUUUAAGUUACUUCUGCUCUUUUAAAUUAUCGUAACCAAUACUAUCAUGAAAAACUAAAAGAAUGAACUUUACCAGCAUUCAUCUUAUUGUGAAGAAUUUGGAUUUUUUUCCAGUUGAUUCUUUUAUUAAUAUAAUAGGCUUUGCUCUGGAAUAGUAGAUAUGAAAAGUAAUGUGAUUGCCAACCUCAAAACCAUUUCAUUUUAUGUCAGAUACAUAUCAUUUAAAUACAACCUGAUUGUGAAUACAUUGUCCAGUAUACUAACAAAACAUCAAGGAGUAAUUAAUAAAAUGCAAGAGUAAUAUUAUGCUCUGUUAUAAUUGCCUCAUUUGUUCCAGUUAAGUACAAUGUUUGUUUAUUUUACAUUUUCAUUCGACUAUCUGUACAUUUUGUGUGAAAGUUAAAAAUAAUGGUGAAAUGUUGACUACUAAUAAUGUUCCUGUGAUAUAAAUUUUUUCAUAAUCAGCUUUGCCAAUUCUGAUUGUACAAUUAAAUUAUUUUACAAAUAUA